Molecule: messenger RNA, 831 nt
Organism: Branchiostoma floridae (Florida lancelet)
Lineage: Eukaryota; Metazoa; Chordata; Leptocardii; Amphioxiformes; Branchiostomatidae
Product: plasminogen-like
Exons: 3
Coding region: 69-677 (202 amino acids)
Source: RefSeq, a predicted model, not a curated record
GCACGUAUCCGGGUACAGCAAGCGACAGCCGCACUCUCUGUAGCUUCAUCCGCACCCACAAAAGCUAUAUGGCCGCCGGCAUUGUCGUGCUGCUAAGCUUGGUCGCUGUGGGACUCGCCCCUCUGACGUUCAUCAAUAAGGAGGAGAUAUCUGAACUGUCCACCGCUUUUAACGCCCUCAAGCGCGAGCAAGACGAAAUGUCUACCACUGUUGAUGCCUUGAAGCGCAACCAAGACGACAUGCGCCAACUGUCCACCACUGUUGACUCCUUGAAGCGCGAUUUUGACGCCUCAAAACGCCGCCAAGACGACUUAUCCACCACUGUUAACGCUUUGAAGCAUGACCUGGACAAGGAGCGAAAUCAAACGAUCGCUUUGGAGCCGCGUCUCCACGAGAUGAGUAAGAAGUUACACUUAUGCCAGGAGGGAGAUGGGUCAUCCUACCGAGGAACAGUCUCUGUAACCAAAACAGGCAAGACGUGCCAACGCUGGGACACGCUGGUACCCCAUGUACACCACUACGGGCCUGUCUACCGUAUUUUUCAUCCAUCAGACGGACUGAAGGAGAACUACUGCCGGAAUCCGGGCAGAGAAGGUACCGUGGGAGUUUGGUGCUACACCACGGAUCCCGGCACCAGAUGGGAGUAUUGUGACGUACCAGUGUGUGGUGCGGUCUGAGUCUGACGCACCAGUAUUUGGUAUGGCCUGAGUCUAAAAUGAUGUUUCUGACCUUUUGUGUUAAUGCACCAUGCAGUCGUUAGCGUGAGUGAGGCCUCUACAAAUACCUGAGUUUUCUGGUUUUUUCUUAUUGUAUACGAAUUUUCUUAUUGUA